Molecule: messenger RNA, 1404 nt
Organism: Naegleria lovaniensis
Lineage: Eukaryota; Heterolobosea; Eutetramitea; Acrasida; Naegleriidae
Exons: 2
Coding region: 1-1404 (467 amino acids)
Source: RefSeq, a predicted model, not a curated record
AUGAGUCAGUUUCAACCAAGCCGUUGUUUCUUGUUGGGUUUUGUCCUUUUUUCGGUUAUGAUCAUUGAAACAUUUUCAUUAUUGGAUCAUGAUCGGAAUGUAGCUGCCUUGCCGAUUUAUUCGAACGAAAAAUUCAACACCAAGAUCGGAAGUGAAAGACUUAUUGGUGGAACUAUUCCAUACUUUGAAACGGAGUGUGGAACGAAUUUUGAAGUGGGUCAACAAAUUGGAGCUCACUUUAAAGAUAGAAUUCGAUCAUUAUUGUUCAACAACUCUCUUCCAUUCCAGAGGGUCUAUCUUCCUUUUUCAAAACAACAUCCGCAAGUGAUUGAGCAGCUGUAUAAAGUCAACAAGCUUUAUUUUCCUGAAUAUAUUCAAGAAAUAGAGGGUGUGGCUAAAGGAGCCAAUGUUCCUUCGGAAUGGAUAUUCUUAAUGAAUGUUGGAGUUGAAAUUGGAAAUGGCGUUUCAAAUGCAUCAGCCAUCUAUUCAAGAAAGUUGUUUGAGAAAUCCCCAUUUUUGGAUAAGCAAUGUUCUGACGUUUUCGUGUCUGUUGUGGACAAUCAGAUCGCGGCAAAUCCACAACAACUAGUUGCCUUACUCGGUCACAAUGAGGAUGCUUCUAGUUAUAGCCAAGAUUAUGAUUAUAUUGUAAAGAGUUGUAUCAAGUCAGACAAGUCAAACGCCUCUUUAAUUUUCACUGCCUAUCAUUAUGCAGGUCAAUUGCCAGGCAAUGCUUUUGGAUGGAAUGAAUAUAUGGCAUUCUCAACCAAUGCUCAAUUUCCCACAAUUGUUCGUCAUUCAGGAAAUGGAGUUGCCCGAAAUUUUGUCAAUCGAUUCGUGUACGAGUCGAAAAACGUUGAACAAGCAACUGAAAAUUUGAAGCGUUUUGGAUUAAUUUUAGCGAGUGGAUUUGCUUCUAAUUUGGCUUCGUUACCUGAACCCAAAGAAUUCUCCUCAUCCACAGUUCAACGAUAUGAAAUGGCAGAUGUUGAAAGUGCUCCCAUGAUUACACAAGGAGUUUUAGAAAUGACCAUUCACAAAGUAGAGCCCAUUGUUGUAAACCAUUCUUCUUCACCAUCAUUUUACUUUCAUUUAAAUUCAUACAGAGAUUUAAAAGUUCCUCAAUAUCUAGACCCCAGUAGUGUUCACAGACAAGCACGAAUGGAGCAAUUUAUCAACACUAGUGUCACUACACCACAACAAGUUCUCUCCAUUCUUGGUGACAAUCAAGAUAAGGAAUAUCCAAUUUAUAGAAACGGAGCUCCUCCAGAUACCGAUGUUAAAACAUUGGCAACUGUGUUAUUUAAUCUAGUGACAAGAGAAGUGAGUAUUUACAAUGAAAAUCCAAAACAUGCCAAACCAAUUUACACAUUCAAGAAUUGGAUGGAUUUGGAACAGCAAUGA